Messenger RNA from Tympanuchus pallidicinctus (lesser prairie-chicken), 1908 nucleotides. It is a transcript of the gene RFX5, whose product is annotated as regulatory factor X5. The transcript is spliced from 10 exons. Gene Ontology annotation, molecular function: RNA polymerase II cis-regulatory region sequence-specific DNA binding; DNA-binding transcription factor activity, RNA polymerase II-specific. Lineage: Eukaryota; Metazoa; Chordata; Aves; Galliformes; Phasianidae. The record is from RefSeq and is a predicted model, not a curated record. Gene Ontology annotation, biological process: regulation of transcription by RNA polymerase II. Bases 148 to 1833 code for a protein of 561 amino acids.
GGCGCUGCAGCCAAUCAGAAAAAAGCUGCCGGCGGCCCGACGAGAGGCGCAGCACUUUCGGUUCCCGGUGCGCGGGGAGGCGGCGGCACGAGGAGGAGCGGGACGGGACGGGACGGGGCAGAGCAGAGCCCGCAGGAUCCCAAUGCCAUGGCCGACGAGGAGCUGAGCCCCCAGGCCACCAAGAAGGGCACUUUGUCACCCGGCGGCUCCCGGAGCGGCGCGGCAGAGCCGAGCACGUUGCUGCAGAAACUGCGGGGCAACAUCUCCAAAGCGGUGCAGAACAAAGUCGACGCCAUCCUGCAAGAUGUCCAGAAGUUCUCCGACAGCGACAAGCUCUACCUCUACCUCCAGCUGCCGUCGGGGCCGAGCCUGGGGGACAGGAGCAGCAGCCUGGACCUGAGCUCACUGAGCACAGCUGAGUACAUGCAUGCCUGCAAUUGGAUCCGGAACCACCUGGAGGAGCACACAGACACCUGCCUGCCCAAGCAGGAUGUCUACGAUGCCUACAGGCAGUACUGCGAUAAUCUCUGCUGCCGCCCUCUGAGCGCCGCCAACUUCGGGAAGAUCAUCCGGGAGAUCUUCCCCAACAUCAAGGCCAGGAGGCUGGGAGGCCGCGGGCAAUCGAAGUACUGCUACAGCGGCAUCCGGAGGAAGACGGUGGUCAGCCUGCCGCCACUGCCCAGCCUGGACCUCAAGGUGGCAGAGACUCAGCACACGGAGCUGACAGACCUGGUGCAGUCCUACACCAGCGAGGUGAUGGAAGCGGCCUGCGCCCUGACCUGCGACUGGGCCGAGAAGAUCCUCAAACGUUCCUUCAACAACAUCGUGGAGGUGGCGCAGUUCCUCAUCCAGCAGCACAUCAUCAGCUCCCGCUCGGCCCGCGCCGACCUCGUCAUGGCCAUGGUGGUCUCAGAGAGCACAGAGAAGGCCCAUCGUGAUGGCCGCUCUCCUCCACUGUCCAAGAGGAAUGGCCUGGAGGCCUCGGAGGGAGGCGAGCGGAGCCUGGCACAGACCAAGAAGGACAGCGUCCCCAAGGCCACCAUCCCACCGCGUCCUGACAAGAAGAAGCCCCCGGAGCCGCCCCGGCCGCCAAGCAGCCCCCAGGUGAACGCGCUGAUGGCCCGUUUGCCCCUUCUCCUCCCCCGAGUCCCACCCGGCCCCACAGCCGUGUGCUCUUCCCCUCCAGUCCUGGCCCCCAAGCUGACAGCCGCCCCACUGGGGGGCACCGUGAAGGUGGCUGUCCCGCUGCCCCCCGGGCUCAACGUACUGCUGCCUGGCGUGGCUGUGCCCGCAGCUGACAGCCCCCGCGGAGCGGCCCCUGAUGGCCCCCCAGGCUCAGCCCAGCGCCCUGUGGCCACCAAGCGGUCCCCAGAGGUGGCCCACGAGGCCGGGGCCAAACGCAGACGCGGGCGGCCGAGGAAGAGGAUGGAGGAGGAGGAAGGAGGUGUGGGGUCACCGGGUCGCACUGGGGAUGCGGCCGAGGGGACGGAUGUGGGGUCUGAGCGCUGUGACAGCACACACGGAGGUGACCAUGGGCACAGAGAGGGCAAUGCCCAUGGAGGUGACCGUGGGCACAGAGGUGACAGUGGCCAUGGAGGUGACGGUGCCCAUGGAGGUGACAUCACGGAUGGCGCAGUGGGGAUGUCCCCAACCCAAGUGAGUGUCAUCCAGGAUGGCCGUGGGCUGCAGGAGGAGGAGACUCUGAGCGUGGCACCGGGUGGCAGCGGGGUCGCAGGAGAGGACAGUAAUGACACUGCGCUGUGUGGGGAUGGAUGUGGAGCCGGGACGGAGCCAACAGCCCCACAUGGCCCUGUGUUCCCGGGGGGCACAUAGGGACCCACUGCUGGAAGCGGGGUGUCCUCAUCACCGCAUGUCGCUGUCACCUGCCAUUAAACACUGAGCGCUGUG